Nicotiana tabacum (common tobacco) is the source of this 1199-nucleotide messenger RNA. RefSeq lists its product as uncharacterized. NCBI's taxonomy places the organism in Eukaryota, Viridiplantae, Streptophyta, Magnoliopsida, Solanales, Solanaceae. The record is from RefSeq and is a predicted model, not a curated record.
GAAAAGACGCUUCGUCUUCGUCGACGAAGGUCCAAACUUUUCUUAUAAACAAUUUUAAAAGGGGUUUCAUAUUUCAUAGUAUUCAUUAGUAAAUCUGAGAUAGUUGAGGAAAAAAAGAAGAAAAAAUGGCGUCAUCACAAGCAUUCAUUGAUAAGGCGAAGACCCGUGAAUUUUAUCAAAAUUUCUGGCGCACUGAUCUCUUGAACACCAUUAAAGCUGAUACCGGAUAUUGGUGUUUUGCCUUGUGGUGUUCACCCUGUGCAUCCUAUUUGCUUCGGAAACGAGCUUUAUAUGGUGAUAUGAGAAGGUAUAAGUGCUGCGCUGGUUAUAUGCCUUGCAGUGGUAGAUGCGGAGAAAUUCAUUGCCCUGAAUUUUGCCUUGCAACUGAGGUUUGUUGUUGCUUUGGAACAUCAGUGAGCUCAACUCGCUUCCUGUUACAAGAUGAACUCAACAUAAAAACAACAAAAUGUGAUAAUUGCAUUAUUGGUUUCAUGGUCGUCCUCGGAUAUCUUGCUUGCCUGUGUAGAAUUUUGGCUGUAGUUACUGGAGACGACGAAAUUGAAGAUCUUGCUCAUGUGUUAACAUGCAUGUCUGACACAGUCUACUACUCGGUUUGUGCCUGCAUGCAGACACAACACAAGAUUGAAUUGGACAAAAGAGAUGGCAAGUUUGGUCCAAUGACUGUGCCACCAGUUCAGCAGAUGUCACGGCUUGAUCAGCCUUACGCGCCCACUGUUGGAUAUCCUCCGUCAUAUGGUGCACCACCGCCUUACGGUCAACCACCACCGCAACAAGGUUAUCCGGCUACUGGUUACCCACCAGCCGGAGGUAAUUAUCCUCCCGGAGCUUAUCCGCCACCGCCACCACCUGGUUACUGGCGAUGAAGUUUUUGAAAAUUUAGUACUUAUGUCAUUUCAACUACGUACUAAAGAAGCUGUAUAUGAUUUAUCUCUACGAUCAUAUAGGGAGGGCGUUUAUAUAGACCACAAACUUGAAAGCAUUUAUAUUUUGCUUGUUCUGAGGUUGUCUAGAUUUCCCUGCUCAUGAAAAAUGUGUAGUAGGCUUUUUUGUGAUUACCAAAAUAACAUAGCAUUUUUGUGUAUCAUAGAGUUGAGUUAUUUUUGGUGUUUGGAUAUUACAUUCAUUGUGGACAUGUGAUGUGUUAACCCAAAUGAAAAAUUCAUUUGGAUUGUUGUUUA